Messenger RNA from Xyrauchen texanus (razorback sucker), 447 nucleotides. It is a transcript of the gene cox7a1, whose product is annotated as cytochrome c oxidase subunit 7A2, mitochondrial. The record is from RefSeq and is a predicted model, not a curated record. Bases 108 to 353 code for a protein of 81 amino acids. Gene Ontology annotation, biological process: mitochondrial respirasome assembly; regulation of oxidative phosphorylation; mitochondrial electron transport, cytochrome c to oxygen. NCBI's taxonomy places the organism in Eukaryota, Metazoa, Chordata, Actinopteri, Cypriniformes, Catostomidae. The transcript is spliced from 4 exons.
CCUGACCAUACUUGGCUCUAAUUCAAAAGCUCUGCAAUAUGUGUGUGUCCUUGUAAAGGCCCUGGAUAGACAAGUAUCAACAGGCUAAGCAGAAAGCAGCGUUGGACAUGAGACAUUUACUGAGUCUUCCCCGGCUAGCCUCAAGGGCUUUCAACACAACAGCCCGGCAAAUGAAAAACAAGGUGCCGGAGAGACAGAAGGUUUUCCAGGAGGACAAUGGUCUACCUGUCCACAUUAAAGGGGGGACCACAGAUGUACUUCUCUACCGUUUAACCAUGACCAUCACAGUUACAGGGACUGCCUUUUCCUGUUACUGGUUGCUGAUGGCCUGUCUGCCCAAGGGUAAAGCAUAAUAAGGACACGUGAAGAACCUUUAUGCUGUGUGAUUCUGUACAAAUACAUUUAUGUCAAAUACCUUGAUGUAUUAAACGAAUAUAAUACUUCCAA